This is a messenger RNA of Colossoma macropomum (tambaqui), 5285 nucleotides long. It is a transcript of the gene emilin1a, whose product is annotated as elastin microfibril interfacer 1a. The transcript has 8 exons. NCBI's taxonomy places the organism in Eukaryota, Metazoa, Chordata, Actinopteri, Characiformes, Serrasalmidae. Bases 511 to 3657 code for a protein of 1048 amino acids. The record is from RefSeq and is a predicted model, not a curated record. Gene Ontology annotation, molecular function: protein binding.
AGAGAGAGGCAGUAUUCACAUUAGGGUCUGAGAUCUGUCUGACGCUCUCCAGCAGAGUUCGCCACUUUCCUCCACCCCAUCAGCUGUGCGGGUGUCGGUGGGCUCCUCCACUCUGGCUGCUUCUGCUGGGAAUGAUGGAAGCGCUUCAUCAGUCACUGAGACGUCUGACGGUAUCAGACGCGUUUUUUGCGAGGAGCUGCUGAAAUAUAUGAACACCGGUCAACGUGUGAUGGACAGAGGAGACUGAGAGUUUGAGGGGGCUGAAUGAGUCGCCACGAGUUUAUUUUACUCAUUUAAUGACAUUAAAUAACAUUCAAGAAAAGUAAAAGUAAAACAGGACGCUUUUCUGGAUUUAUACACUGAGAGGAGCGAAGCUGCGGCUGCCGCUCUUCCAUCGGCAGAUCUGGAGCAGAAGCGAACAGGAGAACUUCUCAGCAGAUUCCUUCUUUUCUUCGAUGUAGUUUCCCUCCUGAGUCGCUGGACUGAGGAUUUCUCCAGUGUCUGAGCGCCAUGGCGCAGCACUUGCUCUGCUGGCUUGUGGUCUUGGUGGUCUCUGGCCACAUGUGGAGAGCUGGAGCGUCUAGAUACCCUCAGCAUGCGGAGCAGAGAGAGUCUGAGAGCGCAGCGAGGGUGGCCAGCAGACACAGGAAUUGGUGUGCCUAUGUAGUGACAAAAACUGUUAGCUGUGUUAUGGAGGAUGGAGUGGAGACAUACGUGAAACCAGAGUACCAGCACUGUGCUUGGGGCCAGUGUUCCCGGGUGGUUGUGUAUCGGACAUACAGAAGACCCAGGUACAAGGUUGCCUACAAAAUGGUGACACAGAUGGAGUGGAAGUGUUGUCAUGGCUACUCAGGUGAAGACUGCAGUGUUGGCCCCAGUGGCGGCUCAGAUUCCCAUGUCAUCACUUCCAGACCUUCGACAUCACAGACUGGAUCCAGUACCAGGAAUGAAGAGAGGGGUGGAGAAGGAAGAGGGGACAGUGAUAAGAUCAGACAACUUGAGGAGAAGAUCCACAGCCUGACCAAGGAACUCCAUGACAUGCAGUCCACAAUGCAAGGAAUGAAUCAGAAAAUACACGAGGAGUCUCAUCAUGGGGGCAGUAGUGGUGGUCACAGUCCUGCUGACGCAGCCCAGCCAGAGAUGCGGGAAACCAUCAACAGCAUCCAGAGCAAGUUGGAUCUCCUGGACAACAUGACUCAAGUACAUGACAGGACCCUCAUCAGCAUCAACAACCAUCUAGUUAGUGGCAGCGGUGCAGGCAACGAGCUAGACAGGGGAGAUCGCUACAACACACUGAAGGAAGAGAUUCUACGGGAGCUAGAAUAUCGUGUCACACUGUCCUGCUCCUCCUGCCAGACUGGAGUGGAGGACAUUCGGCGGCUGCAGCAGGAGAACGAGGACCAGAUCAAGGCAAUGGAGAAGCACAUAGAGCAGCAGCACAAGCACACAGUUGAGUUCCUGCAAAGGGAGCUGUCCCACUUACAGGGCUGUUGUAGCUCCAUAGCGGACCUUGAGAGGAGAGUCAGUGCCGUAGAAAGAAAGGUCAGUUCUACUGCAGAAUCAUAUGACGUCUUACAAAGCUGGCUUGAAAAGGAGUUGAAAGGGUCUGGUGGAAAUGGAGGCCGAGGAAAGAUAUCGGAGGAGAGACUGAACACCCGCCUCAAAGAACUAGAGCGACGGCUGAAUGGAACAGUGAGGAAAGCUGAGCAGAAAUGCUCAUACACUGAGAGCAGCAUGAAGGAACUAUUGCAAAGAGAGAUCAACCAGAUACGCAACUCUGUCCAGGGCAAAAACGUUGAGCAUAGUUACAGAAUUUCUAACAUUGAGCUGGACGUCAGGGAUCUGAGGGAUUCUGUUGAUGACCACAAGGGUCGUAUAACUGAACUGGAGAACAAGACGUCUGUCUUUAACAGCAAGCUCAAAUCUGCAGUUGCUUUGUGUGCAGAGACAUGCGCUGCACAAGAAAAAGCAAGCAAAACUGAGGACACUGUGAAAACUCUGGAGUGGCAAGUAAUUGCCAAUCAGGAAAACAUCCAGAAGUUUGACACCAAGCUAAAGGAUCUCUCAGUGUCUGGCGACUCCCUGAUGGACCGCAUUUUAGACCUCAGUCAGGAUGUUCAGAAAGUAAAGGAUUUGAUGGGCGAGAAUGGUGAGAAUUUCGAAAAGAUUAUCACUGAGGUAGAAACGCUAGGGAGUAAUUGUGAUGUCUGCAGUUCUGUUUUCAGUUCCCUAGAGAAUGACCUCCAAAAGUUUAGUAACUCAACAAGAGAUGCCCUGGAGAAAUGGCAAGGUGAAAUCACCAACUUGAGGAAGAGAGUCGAUUCUGAUGAGAGCACAUGCUCACAGGUUUGCUCAAAUCUACAGGAGGAAGUGGGCAAACUCAAGGAGGACGUGGAGAAAUGCCAGGGGCAGUGCAAGAUCAGCAUGGAGGAGCACAAGAAACACACAAAUGGACAGCAUGUCAUAACUAGCACACUGGGCAAAGAACUUAAGUCCAUUCAAGGUGAGCUCUCAGGAGUCAAACUGACCUUCAACUCCAUCAAUGAUACCCUGAAGGGGCUAGGUCGUACUGUUCAGAGACAUGGCAGUACCAUAACUGACCUGGGCACUUCUAAGGACAGGAUCUUCUCUGAGAUUGACAAGAUCCAGCGGGAUCUGAAUGAGCACGUAGAGGACAGUCUAGGACGCUUCAGCAAUGUUAGGCAUGAGAUCCACAACUUCAACAGCAAAAUAUUGGUUGAGAUGGGUGAGUGCAAACGUGCUGGCGAGGGGCUCGAAAAGAGGCUUUUGAAAAUGGAGGACGUCUGUGGCAGGCUGGACUCGCUUUCAGAGAGCCUGCAGCACAUCAAGGACGGACUGAGUAGACAUGUGUCAGGACUCUGGACCUGUGUCAAUGGGCUCAAUGCUACCAUCAUUACUCAGGGAGAGGCCAUAGACAACAUUCAGGACAUUCAUUUGGAGAACAUCCAUGAGAUGAUGGAUAACCUUAACUCCUCACUACUGCACUUCCAAAAAGAGUUCCAGACCUUCACUGAGCAAGACUUUACUGGGCCACAAGGACCACAAGGAGAGCGGGGCUUACCAGGCAUAGCAGGGCCAAGGGGCCCCCCUGGCGAAGAAGGUCCACCAGGAAAACCAGGAAUUCAGGGUCCAGUGGGACCACCAGGCCUCAGAGGUGAGGAGGGACCUCCAGGAGAUGAUGCAAAAGUACCGAGGCUGUCGUUUUCCGCAGCCCUAACACGACCACAGAACGAUCCAGGCACCAUUAUCUUUAACAAGGUUUUUGUUAAUGAAGGACAUUCGUACAAUCCAUAUACAGGCACAUUCACGGCACCAGUGAGCGGUCGUUACUUCUUCAGCGCAGUUCUGACUGGUCAUAAGAACGUGAAGAUUGAGGCAGUCCUGUCUAAGUCUAACUACGGUAUUGCCCGUGGAGACUCUGCUGGUUACCAGCCGGAGGGCCUGGAGAAGCCCAUAGCUGAGGCCAGGCAAACCCCAGGCUCCCUGGUCAUCUUCAACAUCAUACUCCCACUACAAGAGGGAGACACUGUCUGCAUUGACCUGGUCACGGGUAAACUGGCCAACUCUGUUGAACCUCUUACUAUCUUCAGUGGAAUGCUACUGUAUGAGGAAGUGGAUGCCAUUGCUACUCCAUGAUCAAGAGAAGAACUGUGGUUGUAGAUUUGUGGAGUUAAAAUUGAAGAACUUGAGAAAUAAUCUGCUUUUUACAGUGUUCAGUGACAGCUAUGAAACGGUAUGUAUUAUACGCUGCCAGUCAAAUGUUUAGAUACAUCUACUCUAAGAAGGAUUGUCCUUGUUUUUAGCCUACUAUUUUACUCAUUUUAGAAUAAACGAAACCAAAGUAUAGGAAGACAUGGAAUUAUGCAAUAGGCAUAAGAAAAAACUUUUUUUCAAGUCCCGAUGUCAACUUUAUGCACGCUUAGCAUUACGAUCUGCGCUAUUUGUUUUGGUAAGAACUUUUAAAAAAGUAUGCAAGCAUAAGCCUGUACUUCAAAAUGUCUUUAAUAUUAUGAAAUUGUACAAUCAGUUGUGUCUAAACUUUUGACUGGUAGUGUACAUUCAGGUUUAUUAACUAUUUGAAUACCACCUGUGACGUUUUUGGGCACAGGAAGUCUGUUUGUGUCAGAACAGUGAAAGAUUUAAAUGUUUUGACUCUAAAGCUGUUGUUUAUAGUCAUUUAUAGUAACAUGUAUCACUGCUUUGGGAAAUAGUAUUAAUGUGUUUUACACAAAGCAAGACUGUAUUCUUUCAAUGGCUUUGAGUUAAUGCUGUUACGUGCACCACUGUAAGUGCUUUUCCAUUUGCUCUGACAUUUAUCUAGCGAGCUCUCCUAGAUGGGAGAGUUAACUCUCAGAAUGUAAAUUGAAGUGUUGCCAAACUCCUCCUCCAACCACUGCCUUAAAGCCAGUUCCUUUUGAAGUGCAAGGCUGAAUUCAGAAUGAUCAGGGAUAGAGAGAGAGAGAGAUGUCCUGAAAAUAUGUAUUUCUGGACUUUCAGGCAGAAGUUUUUCCUCAAAGACCCCACUGACAGCUUUCUCUUAAAUUGCCAAUACAUAUGUCUUUAUUAUUUUAAUCCAUUUGCUGUUUUAUUCAUUCAUGUUUCUGUUUUUUUUUACUUUAAAAUCACCUUAUUUGGGAAUACAGGCCUCACUCCUGUGCGAAUACAAUUCAGUGAGCGCAAACAAAUCUUGGCGUGCUCAGAAGAGAACAAUUUAAGACCAGAGGCUAUGAGAAAGGAUGGCUUUUCAAACCCAGUCCUCCAACCACAGAACUCUAAGAGUGUUGUAAAUGGUUGCAUAACUGUUUUUUUACUGUUCCCUUGACAAUUGAACUUUUACACUUCAAAUAGCUCUUCAAUCAAGUUAAAUAUAACACUUUGCAGCUCAUGUUUCUGCCAGGAAUUCCAGUGUGUGACAUGAAGACUCUUGGUGGUCUGAGGCAAAUGGAAAACUUGAAUGUGUUUUCACCAAGGAUGUUGUGAGAACAAACACUGACCUCUCAAGCUCCAUUAACCUAAAUGAAAGAAGAACAAAGGAAUGGGCCUGCACAAAGCCCACGGACUUAUGUUUCAUUAAGUGUUAAUUUUGCUGAGAUUUCAGUGGCUUUUUUUUAUUUGAGCUGAAGCAGAUACAGAGUGGAUCAUCAGUUUGAGUAACUAUGUAUAUGAAACAUUGCCUAUAUUUGGUUUUGUACCCCAAAUUCCCAUGGUUCCUGUACAAUAAUAAACUACACCAAAUACAGACCAUGUAAUGAUUCGCCACUCAA